UGGUGCUCGCUGAGUGUUCUUCCACACAACACAUCCUCUGGAGCUCCAACACACUAAAUGAAGCGGACCCUUCUGUUUGGGUCGGCAUCAUAGAAAGCUACAGUGGAUGAAAGACAUUUAUGAGAACGCCAUGAUCAAAGUGAUGAGUUUCUACUCUGGUGUGAGGGCACGGCAUGUUUAUGGCUGGGUUUCCAUCAUCUGGUUCACUUUGGCAGUCAGGAUCGCUGUCAGUGAAGAUGUGCCCCUGCAGACCGUUUCCGAGGUGGCGGCACGGUGCGGAGAAAAUGUGACACUGCCGUGUGGGGUCACUAUGCCAAGCCAGUCAGAUAUUAAAUUAUUUUCCUGGGUGGGUGGAAAUAAAUCAUGUAAAUAUGAGGACAGUCAGCCUGACCCUGAGGUUCUGUGUGAAAGGACGGCAGAGACUCCCAACCACAGACUCGAUAUGACUCUCCUCAAUGUGAUGCCAGUCGACCAGGGAGAGUACUUAUGCAAACUACGCUCCAAAGUGGGUGUAGGUUUUGCCAGGACUUUGGUUACAGUACAAGACUGCUUUGGAAAUUCUAACUCCUACAUCAAAAAUACUGCUGCUACGUGUCAGUUCAGGGGAGUUUACCCCAGUGGCACCGUCCACUGGUUCCAGGGGGACGUUAACCUAACGGACUCUGCCAGCACACAGAAAGAGGAGGACCAGCAUGGACGGUACGAUGUUGUGAGUACAAUAGAUGUCCCGAAAGGAAAGAUGAGCGAGCCCUACAGAUGCUCACUGUGGAUACCUUCUAUCGGGAAGAAUCUGCACACUCAAGAGCUACCUAUGGUUAAGGCACUGGAGUCAUCAGGAAGCAUGGUGAGAGUGCAGUGGAUCUGUAUAAUGGUGGAAAUCAUGAUGGUGAAAUUUAUGAAAUAAAGGAAACCAACGGGUAGAUGAUUUUGUUAGACAGCAUUUGGAGAAGUUCAAAUAUGAAAAUAAUAAAAACAGAAAUGAAAAUGAGCCAAUGAUUGAAGCAGGGAAUUAUUGAGGAUUAGGUGUACUAGACUUUAUGUUGUAUCCAACACAGGCACAGAUCUUUGAAAACACAACAGCAUUUAUUGUAUUGCAGUCUAAGAGGGUGUGUGCUUGAGAGGGAGAGCAUGUUUUAAUUCAGAAUGUCAGUCACUGAUAUUAUUCAAUGAUAUUAUUCAAUGAGUGUAAACUUUGAGAGGAGAGAGGACUUUCACUGAUUAAACGAUGUACAGUUUACCUAUUUCAUAUUUCAUAUUCAAUCUUGUUUCAUUUGUGGUAUUAAACCUUCACUUCAUCCUGGUGGCCAGAGGGAGGCAGUCUUCACAUACAAGAAUCCUAACUGAUUUACUGCUGUUACUCAACUCUUGCAUUGUGUAAAUGUAGAGGAGAGCUCUAUUCAGUACUCUAAAUUUAUCCCAAAUACAUGAUCACCGAAGGAGAGGAAAUGUGCCCACUUUAGUACUUAAGCAACAAAAGAAAAAAAGGAUUUAAUAUCCUUUAUGCAGACAUGAUUUAUGUGAAUGGCUUAUCAGUUAACUGAAGGGCAACAUGCAAAUCUUAAAUCUACAAUACAGGGAUCAAAUAAACAGAUUAGGGACACAUGAUUGUUUACCUUUUUCCAAAAUGUUUUUGAAAUACAGCUACUGAUGAUGAUCUACACAAAAUGUUGUAUAUAUUGUAUAUUGAUGUUUGGUUUUUAAAAUCUGCUUUGUAGUUAUUCUCAAUAAAAGUGUAAAAUAUAACACAUUUCAUACAUGUAUGCUUUGUGAGAAUAUGUCAUAUAAAGCCCUCCUACAAAAGGAACCAGUGAACACUGUUAAUAUCAUCUUCUGACCCGAUGUGUUGGCUCAUGUAUGGUGAGACUGUGUGUCUGUGGAAAGUUUAUUUUGUUAUACAAGAUCAGAUCAGUAUACUCCUCACUGUACGUCACUGCAAAAGUUCACAGAUGUUCAGGCAUGCAGUCCUCCAGGCAAACUACAGCAAGUGUUGCCACAGUGUGUAAGAAUUACAGACAAGGCGGGGCACCUGGAUACCUCACCUGGUAUGUACAAAGGCCCGGUCCAAUAAAGGUGACCACAGCUGACAAAACUGCUGAAUGUGCUUUGUAAUUUCUCUGCUCGGUGGUGCAAGUCUUAAAUUGCGGCCAGGUUAUGCUCAA
Molecule: messenger RNA, 2159 nt
Organism: Morone saxatilis (striped sea-bass)
Lineage: Eukaryota; Metazoa; Chordata; Actinopteri; Moronidae
Exons: 4
Coding region: 107-904 (265 amino acids)
Biological process (GO): T cell costimulation; positive regulation of T cell proliferation; immune response
Cellular component (GO): external side of plasma membrane
Source: RefSeq, a predicted model, not a curated record